AUGGCAAUAGCAGCAGCAGCGGACCCUGGUGCAUCCUCCAUCACAGUCGCAGUGCGAGUGCGGCCCUUCACAAUCCGAGAAGCUGCACAGCUGCAGCGGGUCGACGAUGGCACAUUGUUCCUGGGCGACGGCUCACUGGCGGCCGCCCCGGCGCCCAAAUUAAAACAGAGCGGUCUCAGGUCGAUAAUAAAGGUGGUGGACCACAGAUGUCUAGUCUUCGAUCCGCCCGAGGACAAUCCAGUCCAGAAGUUCUCGAGAUCCGUCGUCCCCAACGGCAAGAAGGUCAAGGACCAGGUCUUUGCCUUCGACCGCAUAUUCGACGAAAACGUCUCCCAGGCAGAGGUAUACGAAGGCACCACCAAGAAUCUGCUGGAUAGUGUCCUGGAUGGCUACAAUGCCACCGUCUUCGCCUACGGUGCCACCGGAUGCGGCAAGACACACACCAUCACCGGCACCUCCCAGAUGCCCGGCAUCAUCUUUCUUACCAUGCAGGAACUGUUUGAGAAGAUUGCCGACCGCAGCGACGAGAAGCACACCGAGGUCUCGCUCUCCUACCUCGAGAUCUACAACGAGACCAUCAGAGACCUGCUGGUGCCCGGCGGCAGCAAGCAGGGAUUGAUGCUGCGCGAGGACUCCAACCAGGGCGUGAGUGUCGCCGGCCUCACCAGCUACCACCCCAAGGAUGUCCAGGAGGUCAUGGACAUGAUUGUGCGCGGCAACGAGUACCGCACCGUAUCGCCCACAGAGGCCAACGCCACCUCCUCAAGAUCGCACGCCGUGCUCCAGAUCAACGUCGCCCAGAAGGACCGGAACGCUGCCGUCAACGAGCCGCACACCAUGGCCACCCUCAGCAUCAUUGAUCUUGCUGGUAGCGAGCGCGCCAGUGCCACCAAAAACCGGGGAGACCGUCUGCUCGAGGGUGCCAACAUCAACAAGUCGCUUCUUGCCCUCGGCAGCUGCAUCAACGCCCUCUGCGACCCUCGCAAGAAGAACCACGUGCCCUACCGAAACAGCAAACUGACCCGCCUGCUGAAAUUUUCGCUGGGCGGCAACUGCAAGACGGUCAUGAUCGUCUGUGUCAGCCCCUCCAGCGCCCAUUUCGACGAGACCCAGAAUACACUACGGUAUGCCAACCGCGCCAAGAACAUCCAGACAAAGGUUACCAGAAAUGUCUUCAACGUCAACCGUCACGUCAAGGACUUCUUGGUCAAGAUCGACGAGCAGAUGGCUCUCAUCAACGAGCUCAAGGCGCAGCAAAAGGAUGCAGAGCGUAUUUUCUUCGCCAAGUUCCAGAAGCAGCUAGAGAAGAGAGACGUUUCCGCUCGCGAGGGAGUUCAAAGAAUUCGUGCAGCCUACGAGAACUCGGCCCCUGAGCGACAGGAUAAGGUUUCGCAUAUGAAGAAACAGCGAGCAAUCGAGCGACGUAUUAGCCUGCUGUCCUCCUGGAUCUCAUCUUUUGACACUGUCUGCGAUGCCAGGGACGAUGAGGAUUGCAUGCCUUCCAAUCUGGCCGCAAUGCGCAAGACUGCGCAAGGUAUACUUCUGGAACUCGAGAAUAGCCGCUACCACAUCCACCAGAAGCUCGAGAAGACCAACUGGGAGCGUGCUAUCGACUCAGCUCUCCAGCAUAGCAUCAGCCAGCUUCCCCUCGGGGAGGAGUGCGCCGACACUGGGGAGGUGGCAUCGCUUACCCGAGAGGCCGAGCUUCUCAAGUCCAACUUCGCGAGAGAGGCUUAUAGGGAGGUGUUGGAGCAGGACAAGGCUGGGGACGCUGCUAUGAUGCAGGUCCUGUUAACAGCACAAUUCGAGAUUAUGGCUUCUUUGUCGGAGACACUGAACAUGAGCCAGGAAGAAGCUGUGGCUCAUGCCAAAAAGAUCAUCAACCGUCUUCUAGACACUAGCUUCGCGGCUGCAUCGUCCAUCGUAAAGCCCGAGGGUGGCAACCUACCGGUAGAGAAGUUCGCACCCUCUAAGCGCGGAACGCCAAAGCGAAAGAAGACCGCCAACGUAUUGAUCGAUGGUGUCAAGCCCAUUCCGAACCCGGCCUUAGCUGUGGUUGCGGCUGAGGAGCCUCAAAUUUUCAUGUCGCCAGCGAAGGGGUCGCCUAGAAGGCGCAAAGCUCUCAACACCAGAAAGGCCAUAUCCUUCACUCCGGUGAAGAAGAAGUCUCCGUCCAAGAGGGUGGUCCGAUGGCGAGAUGAUGACGGUGAAUCGGGAACAUUGGCCGACUUUGAAAAGACGCCUAAAAAGUUCCAAGCGACGCUGGAACAGUCUUCGCCAGAGAAGGCCAUCGAAGUCGCUCCCGUUGCAUCGUAUCUUAACAAUGACUCCGCCGAGGAGUCGAGCCCGUCUCUUGUGAUGCCGGAGACGACUUCAUUGCCACUCUCGAAGCCCAACCGGUUCCAAACCGGUUUCCUGUCAAAGUCGCGCCCGUCUAUUGGCGGCGUCCCCAAUGGCUCGCCAGUAGCCCCCAGCUUGUCUUUGAACCUGGCAUCUUCUGACGGCGACCGAGCCAGUCCGCUGCGCAAUCUCGAUCUAUCGCGAGCUGCUAAUGUCAGAUCCUCGCCUAUUGGGCGCAGCGCAUCUGUCAGUCCGCAGCCUCCCAGAGCAUCAGGCCUCCCUCAGGCACUCUCCAUCCAUAGUCGACAAGCACUCAGCCCCUCGAGGGAUGAGAACCAUCCGCCUUCCACCUCGAACUCAGACUCUGAGACUAACAGCCUCAUCGAUACCUCAAAACUGCGCUCUGCCCUUCACGCGACCAAACGCCGCGACAGAUUGUCAUCCGGAAGCGCCAUAUCCAGCAACGCUAGGCGUGUGAGCUCCCUGGGCUCCUACAGUGGCAUUCCCGCAUCGCGCGGCCUCGACGGCAGUCACAAACCCUCUAACUCCUAUUCGGGCCCGCUCGCCAGCAGCACCAAUGGGAUCAGCCGCCUACGACGUGGCAGCGCCGAGCGGCGGAGGAGCCCGCCCAUGAGCUGUUCGCCGCCCGAUCUCGCUGGCAUCCGAGCCUUCACUCCCGGGCAGGCGCGCCGCAUGGGUAUGGGGGGCAGCAUGAGAGUCAUGGGUAGCCCGAGCGACCGUGGACGGGACAGAGAGCGCAACGGGGGUGUCGAGAGCAAGAAUCGUAGAAUCACUAUUGGUGGCUCUGGGCUCAUGGCCGGGUCGGCACGAAAGGAGAGGGGAGGUGUGGUUUGGCGUUAA
Molecule: messenger RNA, 3201 nt
Organism: Neoarthrinium moseri
Lineage: Eukaryota; Fungi; Ascomycota; Sordariomycetes; Amphisphaeriales; Apiosporaceae
Exons: 3
Coding region: 1-3201 (1066 amino acids)
Biological process (GO): microtubule-based movement
Molecular function (GO): ATP binding; microtubule motor activity; microtubule binding
Source: RefSeq, a predicted model, not a curated record